Molecule: messenger RNA, 1737 nt
Organism: Sapajus apella (tufted capuchin)
Lineage: Eukaryota; Metazoa; Chordata; Mammalia; Primates; Cebidae
Gene: SACK1A
Product: family with sequence similarity 83 member A
Exons: 4
Coding region: 311-1615 (434 amino acids)
Biological process (GO): epidermal growth factor receptor signaling pathway
Source: RefSeq, a predicted model, not a curated record
GGGAAGAGAGGAAAUAUCCCUGGCUGACUGUGCCAAGGCGGUGUCUGAGCCAGCCCUCCCGGCCCGAGGGCAGGGCAGGUAGCCCUGAGAGAUAAGCCAAUCCCGGGGCUGCAGAUGAGGAGCUCUGAGAAGCGCUGCUCAGCGCAGCGGGAAGUCACUUCUCAGAGCUGCCCUGCAUGCUGGGCCUGGGAGCAGGCAGCCUCCCGGUGGGUGUGGGAGCCUCACUCCUCCAGGGUGCAGUCCACUGGCUUCCCACAUCUGCAGGAGCUGACGUGCCAGCUUCCCCCAGUACCACCCAGGGACGGGCAGCAUGAGCCGGUCGAGGCACCUGGGCAAAAUCCGGAAGCGUCUGGAAGAUGUCAAGAGCCAGUGGGUCCGGCCAGCCAAGGUUGACUUCAGUGACAAUGAGAGCGUCCGGCUGGCCACAGACGCCCUCUUGGAUGGGGGUCCUGAAGCCUACUGGCGAGCGCUCAGCCAGGAAGGUGAGGUGGACUUCCUGUCCUCAGUGGAGGCCCAGUACAUCCAGGCCCAGGUCAGGGAGCCCCCCUGCCCCCUAGAACCUCUGGGAGGGGCCGAGCCAGGCCUUAAGGCGCUGGACUCCAGCUCCCUGCAGUCAGGCACCUACUUCCCCGUGGCUUCGGAGGGCAGUGAGCCGGCCCUACUGCACAGCUGGGCCUCGGCCGAGAAGCCCUACCUGAAGGAAAAAUCCAGUGCUACUGUAUACUUCCAGACCGACAAGCACAACAACAUCAGAGACCUCAUCCGCCGCUGCAUCACCCGGACCAGCCAGGUGCUGGUCAUCCUGAUGGAUGUGUUCACGGAUGUGGAGAUCUUCUGUGACAUUCUAGAGGCAGCCAACAAGCGUGGGGUGUUCGUUUGUGUGCUCCUGGACCAGGGAGGUGUGAAGCUCUUCCAGGAAAUGUGUGACAAAGUCCAGAUCUCUGACAGUCACCUCAAGAACAUUUCCAUCCGAAGUGUGGAAGGAGAGGUGUACUGUGCCAAGUCAGGCAGGAAAUUCGCGGGCCAAAUCCUGGAGAAGUUCAUCAUCUCAGACUGGAGGUUCGUCCUGUCUGGAUCUUACAGCUUCACCUGGCUCUGCGGACACGUGCACCGAAACAUCCUCUCCAAGUUCACUGGCCAGGCGGUGGAGCUGUUUGACGAGGAGUUCCGCCACCUCUACGCCUCCUCCAAGCCCGUGAUGGGCCUGAGGUCCCCGCGGCUGGUCGCCCCAGCCCCGCCCCGAGCAGUCCCGGCCAAUGGCCGCCUCAGCAGCAGCAGCGGCUCUGCCGGUGACCGCACGUCCUCCAACCCCUUCAGCGGCGGCUCCGCGGGCAGCCACCCCCGGGCCCGAAGUGUGUCCGCGUCUCCAGGGCCCGGCAGCCCCGCGGCCCUGCACCCGCCUCCACCGCCCCGGUUCAAGCCGCACCACAGCCCCUGGGGGGCCCCGAGUCCCCAGGCCCACUUGUCCCCGCGGCCCCACGACGGCCCGCCCGCCGCAGUCUACAGCAACCUGGGCGCCUACAGGCCCCCGCGACUGCAGCUGGAGCAGCUGGGCCUGGUGCCGAGGCUGACCCCCGCCUGGAGGCCCUUCCUGCAGGCCUCCCCUCACUUCUGAGGUCCCUUCCCCCGCUGCCCUCCGCAGGCCCAGGCUGGGCACUCCGGGAGGCCCCAGGACCCACCUCUGCAGCGACGGGUGUUGAGCGCGCUUCCCUUUGAACAGGCACUCAAGGCCGGGCG